This is a messenger RNA of Leishmania braziliensis MHOM/BR/75/M2904, 1674 nucleotides long. RefSeq lists its product as hypothetical. The transcript has a single exon. Bases 1 to 1674 code for a protein of 557 amino acids. The record is from RefSeq and is a predicted model, not a curated record. NCBI's taxonomy places the organism in Eukaryota, Euglenozoa, Kinetoplastea, Trypanosomatida, Trypanosomatidae.
AUGCCCUUCAACUCCUCCUGCACGCAGGUACCGCUGCUCCUUCCUGAGGAGCUUCGUGACGAAGUACUGUGUGGAGCGGCGGAGAUCAUCGUGGAGCGUGGCAGCCGCAACCGUUGCUUCUUGCACGUCUACAGUGAAGAGGAGCGACUUGCCAAGAUCGAGGACAUCGCGGACCGAGAUGAUGUGGUGCGGCAAGCACACGAAAAGCGCCUAAGUGAGCUGCGCUGGGCGCGAGAUGUGCUGUGGGCUGACUCGCGGGUUCGGCGCUUUGUACGAUACGCGGACCCUAUCUUAUGGCCGGCGUUCGAUUCUCUCAGUAAAGUAGUCAAUGUAGUACAUCAGCUAAUUUUCUGCGAGGACGGCGACAACACCGCUGUGCUGAAAAGAGCGCGUGACGUCGCCACUGCGAGCGACAUCCUUCGACGUGAGGCCAGGCUGCCUGGCCUGCAUCCGCUCAGAGAGACGACGCUGAAAGGGAAAGCGACGUUGUACGAUGUGCAGCGAAGGAGAAAGCGCAGCCGUGAGGCGUGGGCAGCGACGAUGCCAUCGGUGCUCUUGCGCGUCGACGAGGAGGCAGUUGACUCUGUCGCUUGGAUUGCUGAGGUAAAGCAGGUAGCGUACACUGUCUCGGACGUGCUGCAGCUUCAGCUUGCCACUACACCGCUGACACGACUCGUCGAGCUGCUGUCGCAGCCGCAGAACUCUCUGGCUUGCGGUGCUUCCGUCCCGUCCGUAUCCGCAGUACGGCGACAGUGGCGAGGUCUGCUCGACAAGCAUCGACAAUGGGCUGAGUAUCACUCCCUCUUCGCCGAUGUAGAGGAGGCUUGUCGGGGUUGGGGGGCUUCGGAGGCGUGCGUGGCGCGUGACGUGCACACCGCCUUGAAAAGCGGUUCCAGCGUCCAGCUACGCACUGGCGUUCACGCGAGUGUGCUACAGAGAGUUAAGCUUUAUCUCCUGCUGAGCACUCGGCCUCGCAAGCUUGACAGUGUCGCGGCGGCAGAGCAGGCGGCCUUUGCAGCUCUCUGCCCCGCCCAGUCAUGGGCCGAGUGUGUGGAGGAGGGAUUAGUGCGCAUAGUGACGCUGCCUCCCACUGGACGUACUCCGGCGAGAUUUGACGCGCUUGUCCGGCAGCUUUUUCUGAGCCCUGCGCUGUGUGAUGUGCCCUUUGCACAGUGCUGCACGAUGAGCGAGGCGUGUAGGAUCAGCGCUGACCUACAGGUGCUUCACGUGUCUUCCACCUUCAACCCAUUCGUGGUGGUGCAUGGAAGCCGCGUGUCGAACGGCUUUGCCGGCGAUGCGUCGUGCUUUCGCUCCCUGGAGCAUGAUCGUGAUCGUCUCGUCACGGAGCGCACCCAUGCACAGCUCCGCCAGGGCCUCCAGGAGGCACCGUCGCGCGGCACCACCCCCAGCGCCGCCGGUGGUGCCGCGCGCCAUCCGACGUUGUUGCAGCCGCUGCAGAGGGCGCCAUCGAGGAUAACUGGCGAUGCUGCAGUAGCCGCGUUCAACCGAGCCCUCAUCUCUGCGCUGGCUGUAGCUCCUCUCUCGCGGGCGGAGAUACAGCACAGCCCGUUGAUGCGAGAGUACAAGGACGCCGCCAAUUACGAGGCUGUUCUCAAGGUGGCACUCAAGGAACACGCAGAGUUCAAGGGGCGCAAAUACCAAUUGCGUGACUGA